AUGACUGUUAUGUCAAUUUUAAAUGUUGGUUAUAGUGUUAACAAUGAAUUCAAAUAUUUUAUCAAUGACGAUUUGAAUUUUGAAUCACUAAUUAAUCAAAGAAAAUUACAUGAAGCAUAUUGCUCAAAACCUCUUGAAAGAAGAUUUAAGCCUGUAGGAUUAAAUUUAAAUUUAUCUAACAAUAUUUCUAUUCAACCAAAUAAAGCAAGUCACUUCGUGGUUUAUUUUACAAAAAAUGAAAAUCCAGAACAGAGAUUUGUCACACAAAGAGAAAAAAGAUGGAAAGAUAAUAGAAAAAAUCUGGCUCUUACACUUGCGCAAUUACAUAUUGAAGAAUUAGAAAAAUCAAGAAAGAAAAAAAUGAUCAAUAAAAGAAAAGCUCAUAUUAGUACAAUCCAAAGGCGUGUUAUAUCAGUUUAUUUUGAAGCAUAUGGAAAGCAUUGUUAUACAGAUGAACCAGUUGAAACUAUUAAUGAUAUUUCCUAUAUUUCAUUACAUGUAUAUAUUCCCAUUCAUUUUAAUGUUUUUAGUGAUUUAGUUAAAGAAGGGUGUAAUAUUUUAACGCAUCAUAUACCAUCAAACAUAGUUUAUCAUAUUUCAGAAACAAAAGUUUUAAUUGAUAGUAAUAUGCUAAAGUUAGUAGGGGACGAAAAGAAAUAUUAUGAUGAAUAUUUUGGUCGGGAUGAUAUUAUUGAAAAAAUGAAGAAAUAUUAAAUUGUUA
Messenger RNA from Rhizophagus irregularis DAOM 181602=DAOM 197198, 721 nucleotides. NCBI's taxonomy places the organism in Eukaryota, Fungi, Glomeromycota, Glomeromycetes, Glomerales, Glomeraceae. The record is from RefSeq and is a predicted model, not a curated record.